Austrofundulus limnaeus is the source of this 1738-nucleotide messenger RNA. RefSeq names its product SMAD family member 6b (gene smad6b). Gene Ontology annotation, molecular function: I-SMAD binding; transcription regulator inhibitor activity. Gene Ontology annotation, biological process: cell differentiation; regulation of transcription by RNA polymerase II; anatomical structure morphogenesis. The record is from RefSeq and is a predicted model, not a curated record. Lineage: Eukaryota; Metazoa; Chordata; Actinopteri; Cyprinodontiformes; Rivulidae. Gene Ontology annotation, cellular component: heteromeric SMAD protein complex.
CUGCCACCUCUGCUCUCCGGCUCGGCUGUGCACGCGCUGCACGGCGUCUCACAGCCGUUAAUGUUUUGCAACAGAAGAACCUGUAGUAGAAAAGAUUGCCGUGAUUAAUAGUAAUAAUAAGAGCCCUAUAGGUAUUCAAGUCGUCGUAUGUUCAGGACGAAACGCUCAGGUCUUGUGCGGCGACUCUGGAGAAGCCGACUGAUCCCAGAAAUCGAAGGGGAAGAUGGCAAAACUAGUGAGGGCUGUAGGGACGACCCGCUCCGCGACGACCCAGAGAAGAUCCCCCAAACCGAGCUCAGACCGAUGACCCCCAGCGGGGCGUUUUUCCUAGGGGACUUGGCGGGGAGAGCGGUGGAGAGCGGCGGCUCCUCUGCGGGGGUCGCACCGGACCAAGAUGCGGCUGCUGCGACGCGCGUUCAGGAGCACCAAGGAGGAGGAGGAAGCCCCGGAUCCAUCCAAGACAGCGAGUGCAGGACAGUGACGUGCUGCUUAUUUAAAGACCGGGACCACCACUCCGAGCUCAGGGGUCCGCACACAGCUCAGGGUACUACCAGGGAUCCAUUCACGCCGAGGAGCCUCUUCGGACCAGGAGGAGGAGGAGGAGGAGGAGACGGCGGCUCUCCGGAGGCGCAGGACGCGAUGAUGCCGCGCGCCGUGCUGGAGCAGGAGCUGAAAUCAGCCACUUACUGCCUGCUGAAGAGGCUGAAGGAGAGGGCGCUGGAUACUUUACUGGAGGCGGUGGAGUCCAGAGGGGGGAUGCCGAGCGACUGUGUGAUGGUGUCCAGGACGGAGGUGGUCCUGGGCGGACAUGUGGCGAGCCCGCAGCUGCUGGUGUGCAAGGUGUACCGCUGGUCCGACCUGCAGCACCCGGCCCAGCUCAAACCGCUCUGUGAGUGCAGGAGCUUCGGGGCCCCGGACAGCCCGACUGUGUGCUGCAACCCCUAUCACUACAGCCGGCUCUGUGGGCCAGAGUCACCUCCACCUCCAUAUUCAAGGCUUUCCCCAAAUGAAGAACACAAGCCACUGGAUCUAUCGGACUCCACUUUGUCGUACACUGAAAGCGAGGCGGCUGGCUCACCGAACAUCACACCGGGAGAGUUCUCAGAUGCCAGCAUGUCGCCUGAMACCCCUAAGCAGAGCCACUGGUGCAACGUGGCGUACUGGGAGCACCGCACCCGCGUGGGCCGCCUCUACACAGUGUACGAGCACUCUGUCAGUAUCUUCUACGAUCUACCUCAGGGCACAGGCUUCUGCCUGGGCCAGCUCAGCCUCGAUCACCGGAGCAGCACCGUUCAGCGCACGCGGGGCAAAAUCGGCUUCGGGAUCCUCCUCAGCAAAGAGCCCGACGGCGUCUGGGCGUACAACCGCAGCGAGCACCCCAUAUUCGUCAACUCCCCAACUCUGGACAUGCCAAACAGCAGGACUCUGGUUGUGCGGAAAGUGAUGCCGGGAUACUCUAUCAAGGUGUUUGACUAUGAGCGCUCGUGCCUCCUGAGGCACUCCAUGGAGACAGACUUCCUGGAUGGACCCUAUGACCCGAACAGUGUGCGCAUCAGCUUUGCUAAGGGCUGGGGUCCUUGUUACUCAAGACAGUUCAUCACCUCCUGCCCCUGCUGGCUGGAGAUUCUCCUCAACAACCAUAGAUAACACUCACAAACUAUCCCAAAUAUCAUCUACCUAGAUUUAAUAUAAAGUUUUAUAUAUUAUAUGAAAUAUAUAUUAUACUUGUAAAUAAUGA